This is a messenger RNA of Hirundo rustica (Barn swallow), 4067 nucleotides long. RefSeq names its product prosaposin (gene PSAP). Gene Ontology annotation, biological process: sphingolipid metabolic process. The transcript has 14 exons. Gene Ontology annotation, cellular component: lysosome. The coding region runs from base 201 to 1829 and encodes 542 amino acids. Lineage: Eukaryota; Metazoa; Chordata; Aves; Passeriformes; Hirundinidae. The record is from RefSeq and is a predicted model, not a curated record.
CCUGAAGAUUUUGCUGUGACAGCCCGAAAUACCGUUUUCGUCUGCUGAGCUCGCUAAUUAGCUGUGCAAAAAUUGAGCCACCCUUGUCAGAUCCUAAUGGAGUCACUUGGCUGCCUUACAGGCCAUGAGGGUUUUUGGUUGACCUACUUUCAGGGCUUCUAUGCAUCUUCCCUUUAAGGGAGACAUGGAGGAAUUAAAGCAUGGUGUACAGGCCCUGGCAUCUCUGGACUACUGAUGCGGACUCUGAUUAUCCCUUGUCUUUGAGGCCAGGCAGGAAGGAGGAAGGCUGGUGUGCUAUUAAAGCAGGACUCAGUUUCUCUUCAACCGUGGCAAGCCCUGUCCUGUGGCAGAAGGAGUGUGUGAAGGGGCCGGAGGUGUGGUGUCAGAGCAUUCGCACGGCGUCGCAGUGCGGGGCAGUGAAACACUGCCAGCAGAACGUCUGGAACAAGCCUGCCGUGAGCAGUAUUCCCUGUGACUUGUGUAAGGAGCUUGUGACGGUUGCGGGCAAAGUUCUAAAGGAUAAUGGCACUGAGGAUGAGAUCCGCUCUUACUUGGAAAAGACAUGCGAGUUUCUUCCUGAUCCAGGCCUUGUCUCUGAGUGCAAAGAAAUUGUGGAUUCCUACCUACCAGUUAUCAUGGAUAUGAUCAAGGAAGAGCUCGAUAAACCUGAGGUUGUGUGCAGUGCCCUGGCUCUGUGCCAGUCCCUUCAGAAGCACCUUGCAGCAAUGAAGCUCCAGAAACAGCUCCAGACCAACAAGAUCCCAGAGCUGGAUUUCUCUGAACUGGCAUCCCCGUUCAUGGCUAACGUGCCUCUUCUUCUUUACCCUCAGGACAAACCCAAGCAGAAGCCUAAGGCAAGUGGGGAUGUGUGCCAGGAUUGCAUUCAGCUGGUCACUGAUGUUCAGGAAGCUGUGAAGACAAACUCCUCUUUUGUGAAGUCUUUGGUUGCUCAUGCCAAGGAGGAGUGUGACCGUUUGGGGCCUGGGAUGUCAGAUAUGUGCAAGACCUACAUCUCUGAGUAUUCUGACCUGGCCAUCCAGAUGAUGAUGCACAUGCAACCAAAGGACAUUUGUGCCAUGGUUGGGUUCUGUUCUUCUGUGAAGUCUGUUCCUCUUCAGCCUCUGGUGCCAGCUCAGGUGGUUCACGAGGUGAAAAUGGAAAUUGUGGAGAAAGCCUCAGUUCAAGAGAAGACUUUUUCCUUGUGUGAAAUCUGUGAGACCAUGGUGAAAGAAGUGACCGGCCUCUUGGAGAGCAACAAGACAGAGGAGGAGAUUGUGCAUGAGAUGGAGGUGGUCUGCCGCCUGUUCCCGGGAAGUGUCAAGGACCAGUGCAAGGACUUCAUCGAGGUCUAUGGGCAGGCUGUGAUCGACAUGCUCUUGGAGGCAACAAAUCCUGAAGCUGUGUGUGCCAUGCUGAAAUGCUGUGCAGUCAGCAAGCUUCCCCAGCAGCCAGUUGUAGUGAAACCUGCAGGCGGCUUCUGUGAUAUCUGCAAGAUGGUAGUGGCUUAUGCAGACAAAGAGCUGGAGAAGAAUGCCACGACAGCUGAAAUUGAAGCUUUACUGGAAAAAGUCUGUCACUUCCUGCCGGAGUCUGUCAGUGAACAGUGUGUGCAGUUUGUGGAACAGUAUGAACCCGUGGUUGUGCAACUCUUGGCAGAGGUGAUGGAUCCCACUUUUGUUUGCACUAAACUCGGAGUCUGUGAGUCAGCUAAGGAGCCUCUCCUGGGGAACGAUGCCUGUGUCUGGGGUCCGGGCUACUGGUGUAAGAACAUGGACACUGCUGCCCAGUGCAAUGCUGUUGAUCACUGCAAACGUCAUGUGUGGAACUAGAAGAAGAAUUUCCAGUUCUGAAAGUUUGCCAUGGCUCUUAGGAAAUGUGGGCCGAGGUUGGCGGAGAGCUGUAUCUCACCUGUCCCUCCUCUCCGCCUCAUUAACAAUUUGACCUUCAAGUUCCUUUGUUGUAACUCUUCUGUAGCAGUGCUGCUGUUGAAGGAUCAGAUUUUCGUUGUCGACUUAACAGACUUAACAAAGAUACUUCUGAUUGUACAGUUUAACCCAUUAUGCUCCUAAAAAUAGUCAGGUGUGUUGUAGAUUUUUUUUUUUUUUUUUAAUUGGCAGGCUGAAGUGUUUUUUUUGUGUGCUGGGAAGAAUGACAGAGAUGGUGAAAUGAGAUGAGGCUCUUAUCUUUUAAUUAAAAAAAAAAAGCAAGAUAGCGACUAAACUUUCCAAUGUCUUUCUGUAGGCAGCAUUGGGAAGAUUUUACAUGCUUUGCAUUUUUAACAUCGGGCUGGAAUGUUUAUUUUCUGUGUAUGGGAACUCUAAGGGAUAAUGUUGAAUCCGGGAACCCUUUCGGCUGGAAUUUUCAAAGCUGUACAGAUGCAGAGGAGGGGGCUUUGUGUGCCCAGCUAGCUUUCAAAAAUCACUGGAACUUAAAAAGAUGCAUUUGAGUGAUCAGCCUUUUUGCAUUUGAGUGACCACGCUUGUGGCUCAUGGUGUUGUUUUUGCUAAGGAAAGCUUUCCCUCAGCCUUGGAUCACAUCCUUCUGAUUUCCUUGGACUGCUCGGUCUCAGCGUGCGUGUUCUGCUGCCGAGCCCAGUCCAGUGGGAUGUCAGUGUCCUGAAGCAUGCUGGCCUGCCUGAGGAGUGACUCCCUUUUUUCUUAUCCUAGUUGCUCAAUUCUGCUUGGUCUUGCAGCUUCCCACAAGCAGCCAGCUGGGUACUGAGGAGGUAGCGUGAGCUGUCACUGGAAGAUGGAGGAGGAUCAAGUCAGCAGGAGCUGGGAAUAUGUCAGAGGGAGCUCAGCACUGAGGGUGGAAUUUGUGUAAAAAUGGGUUUUAUUGUAACCUGUUUGCUCCUUCAUCUGUUUUUCCUCUCAGUGUAUUUCAGUCAUUUAAAACUUAAAACUUGAGAGGUGCUGUGAGGCCUGGGGGUACCUCCCACUGACGCCCUUCUGAGUAACUGGAGGUAUGAAUUGUUAUCCAGGGUUCCCAUUUCUCUUGGGAAAUGCAGCAAACAGAGGUGGCAGGUGGUAGGAGCACUAAAAUAGGUAUUUGAAGCUCUGCUGGCACACUUGACAACCUGCCUUUCACUCCUCUCUGAAAUUCCACUUAAAUGGCCUGAAAUCUCAAAAAAAAAAAAAAAAAAAGCCUUCAAGGCAGGCUGCUACCCUGGAAACAUGGCAGGCCUUUGAUGUGAAGGGUCCUUGGGAGUGAGAAUCCUGCUUGUAUUGCUUGGGACAGACCUUGCAUUGGGUGUUAAUCCCCAAAGCAGAGGCACUGAAGUAGCUCUGAGGAGACCUCUGGAAAGGAGCAGCUGGGCAGAUGUGGAGCUUUGGAAAUUCCAUUCCGGUUCAGAAAGAUGCUGGUAACUCCUGCUGUUCCUGUGGGGCAGCUGUAGCAGCAAACUAGAGUAUUUUUCAUUGGAAAACCACUGGACUGCAGGUUUCUGGUUCAUCUGUGUACAUACUAAAAGCCUGGGCAGUGCUGACAGAUGGCAAUAGAGAUUGUUCUCUCCCAAUUCCUGAGUGCUGAAGCACUCAUGGCUUUAAACAAGAGGGGAAAAAAAAGGAAAAUUUCCCUUAAAGACAUAAAAUACCUGCAGCUUUCUGUCCUGGCAGGCUUGUGCAGUGGUUCUGGUGGUGUGUAUGGGGUAGAUAGAGCAGAUAGGAGAUGGGCUCCGUCCCUUGGGCAUGGCUGCCCUGGAGGGACGGGUUGUGUUACACCACGGCACGGAGGGUGGCAUUUGGUGUUCUGAACUGGAUGGUGUGAUCCUCCUUGGGGGGAGGCGGGGCUGCACUGACCACUUGGCACGUUGGGAAGGUUUUAUUUUCCUGGGGUUUUUAGUAGGAUUCAUGCUGGCAAGGUGAACCAGGGGAAGUCCUGUGCUGAUGCUGGGAGUCCCUUUAGUUUUCUCCCUUCCUGUGGACUGUGGCACCUGACCUGCUUGAGUCAUGCUGGGGGGAUGCUGUGCAGUUGCUUUCUAAAGAACAUUGUCUUGAUUUUUCCUUUUUUUUUUUUUUUUUUGCACAAAAGCUUCCUUAAUGAACAAUAAAAAGUCUGUAAACCGGUCA